Carlito syrichta (Philippine tarsier) is the source of this 972-nucleotide messenger RNA. It is a transcript of the gene SAMD1, whose product is annotated as sterile alpha motif domain containing 1. NCBI's taxonomy places the organism in Eukaryota, Metazoa, Chordata, Mammalia, Primates, Tarsiidae. Gene Ontology annotation, molecular function: protein binding. The record is from RefSeq and is a predicted model, not a curated record. The transcript has 4 exons. The annotation marks the transcript as partial.
GGCCCGGGUCCAGGGUUCGAACCACCGCUGACCUGGCGUGCUUCUCCCCCCGGCCCCAGAGAGGUGGAGAAGAGCGAGUGCUUGAGAAAGAAGAGGAAGAGGACGACGAAGACGACGAAGACGACGAAGACGAUGUGUCCGAGGGCUCCGAAGUGCCCGAGAGCGACCGUCCUGCCGGCGCUCAGCACCACCAGCUCAACGGCGAGCGGGGCCCUCAGAAUGCCAAGGAGAGGCUCAAAGAGUGGACGCCCUGUGGCCCCCACCAGGGCCAGGACGAGGGGCGGGGACCAGCGCCCGGCAGUGGCACCCGCCAGGUGUUCUCCAUGGCAGCCAUGAAUAAGGAAGGGGGAUCAGUCUCUGUUACCACCGGGCCAGACUCCCCGUCCCCCGUGCCUUUGCCCCCAGGAAAACCAGCCCUACCUGCGGCCGACGGGACUCCCUUUGGCUGUCCUCCCGGGCGCAAAGAGAAGCCGGCGGACCCCGUGGAGUGGACAGUGAUGGACGUGGUGGAGUAUUUCACCGAGGCCGGCUUCCCGGAGCAGGCCACCGCGUUCCAAGAACAGGAAAUUGACGGCAAGUCCCUGCUGCUGAUGCAGCGCACAGACGUGCUGACUGGCCUGUCCAUCCGCCUCGGGCCGGCCCUGAAAAUCUACGAGCACCACAUCAAGGUGCUCCAGCAAGGCCACUUCGAGGAUGACGACCCCGAUGGCUUUCUAGGCUGAGCGCCCAGCCUCGCCCUUGCCCCAACCCAUUCCAGGUCUCCCAUCUCCCCCAAGACCCCCAGAGUCCAGGAGCUGAGCUGGGACACCCUCAGCCCUCAUGACAGAUUCCAGGGAGGGGGCGCUCUCCUCUGCUCAUCUCCCUUUGUGUCUCACACACACCUCUGCCCUCCAGCACGUCAGGGGAGGGGGCGGCAGCCUGUGCAUUUCACCCCAGGAGGCCAACCCUCCCCACCAUCCCAGGACAUUUUAG